Molecule: messenger RNA, 5182 nt
Organism: Cheilinus undulatus (humphead wrasse)
Lineage: Eukaryota; Metazoa; Chordata; Actinopteri; Labriformes; Labridae
Gene: myt1lb
Product: myelin transcription factor 1-like, b
Exons: 22
Coding region: 212-4135 (1307 amino acids)
Biological process (GO): regulation of transcription by RNA polymerase II
Cellular component (GO): nucleus
Molecular function (GO): RNA polymerase II cis-regulatory region sequence-specific DNA binding; DNA-binding transcription factor activity, RNA polymerase II-specific; zinc ion binding
Source: RefSeq, a predicted model, not a curated record
UUGGGGGGCAGAGUAAAGGAAGAGAAGUAGAGGAGAAAAGGAGAGGAAGCGCAUUCUGGAGAGCAAGAGGAAAAGUUUAAAGAGAAGACUGCAGUUGAAAAUGAGUUUGGAGGAGACGUGGUGAGCCGAUUCUCUGCAGCUGAACGUCAGUGGGUCACGGUGGAAGCAGAGGUCUGGACAGAGAGCUGUCUCAACCCCCAAACCAUUUCAGAUGGAGGUGGAUGCAGACGAUAAGCGCCAUCGCACACGCUCUAAAGUGCCUGUGGAUCCAGCAUUAACGGAGCUUUUCAGUGUGUACGGCUGCCCUCAGGCCAAGAAGAGAAAAAGUCUGGACAGACAAACCCUGGAAACCUCGCCUAAGAGGAACACCUACCUAGAUGACAUGGACAACUCCACCAUGGAGGAGUGCUACGAGACGGAUGGGACCGAGGAGAUGGACGACAGGGAAGAAGAGGAGGAGGAAGGAGCAGUAGAAGAGGAGGAGGAAGACGAGGGAGAAGUGGAAGAGGAAGAAGAGGAGGAGGUGGAAGGUUAUAUGGACUACAAUGAAGAGCAAAUGGAGCACGAGGACGGGGAGGUGGAGAGAGGGGACGGGGAGGGUGAGGAUGACGAGGAGGAGGAGGAGGAGGAAGAAGAGGUAGAGGUGGAGCAAGAAGAAGAGGAGGAGGGUGAUGAAGAGAGGGUGGAAGAGGCAGAGGAAGAGGAGGAUGCUGUGGAGGAGGUGGACUAUGAAGAUGGAGAAGAAGAGGAAGGAGAGCAGAGUCAGGGUCAAGAGGACGAUCAGAUGAGCAGCGGCGAGGGGGCCGAGGGUGACGGCGGAGGUGGCAGAGGCAAUUCCAAAUCAAGCCCGGCGAUGGAGAAGGACGACAACAACAAUGACGAGUACGAAAACUAUGACGAACUCGUGGCCAAGUCGCUCCUGAACCUGGGAAAGAUCGCGGAGGAUGCCGCCAACCGAGCCAUGACAGAGUCCGAGAUGAACAGCAACUCGUCAAACAGCGCUGAGGAGGAAGAGGAGGAGGAGGAAGACGAUGAGGAGGACGAUGAGGAGGAUGAAGAGGAAGAGGAGGAAGAGGAAGAAGAGGAGGAGGAGGAAGAGGAGGAAGAAGAAGGGGAAGGGGAUGAAUCACAGAGGGGGGAAUUGAGUUUGGACGUUGAUAGUGAUGUGGUUCGGGAGACUGUGGACUCUCUAAAGUUGCUGGCCCAAGGUCACGGUGCUGUGCUGUCUGACAAUUUAGAUGGACAGGAAUUUGAUGACAGUACAGCUGAGAACGGGGGCGAGAAUGACUGCAACCACAAUGGUGGAAAUGCACACAAUGGUGGUAAUGGACAAAUUAAGAUCACCAGUAACGGACAAAUAGAAAACAGCGAUGAGGAAGUGUGUUUAAGCAGUCUGGAGUGCCUACGAAACCAAUGCUUUGAUCUGGCUCGCAAACUAAGCGAAACAAAGUCCAGCGACCGCAAUGGUCCAACCCAGCAAAAUCAUUUUUCAUGUGGCGAUCCCAAUCAACAAGCGCAGCAUCACUCCUACGCUGACUUCCACCACAGCCAAGAUGACAGGCGGACACUUGAUAGGAACUAUUCUGACAUGGACAAUCUCAUGAAGCUGGAGGAGCAGCUGAGCCCACGCUCCAAGGCCUUCUCUAGUUGUGCACAGGACGACCGAUACCACACCAACCACCGGGACUUUGAUGAAGAUACGACCUCCGUGACGUCAGACCGAUCAGAAGAGGUAUUUGACAUGACAAAGGGUAAUCUGUCUCUGUUGGAGAAGGCCAUCGCAUUAGAGUCGGAGCGUGCCAAGGCAAUGCGGGAUAAAAUGGCGGCCGAGGCUGCCAGGAGAGACGGGGUGAGGUACAGCCAUGAAGACCAUGGCCAUCGGAAUGGAUACGGUGUGGAGCGUAAAGCCAGGCUUCCUGAUGGUAUGAAGAAACCUUUCUACCAUAAAGAUGCUUCACGUGCAGACAAGAAGGAAAGUCGGUGUCCGACGCCUGGCUGUGAUGGCACGGGUCAUGUGACAGGCCUGUACCCCCACCAUCGGAGCCUUUCGGGCUGUCCGCACAAAGACAGGGUGCCACCAGAAAUUGUGGCUAUGUAUGAGAAUGUUCUUAAGUGUCCUACGCCUGGCUGCACGGGACGCGGCCAUGUCAAUAGCAACAGAAACUCUCACAGAAGUCUGUCAGGUUGUCCCAUCGCUGCAGCCGAGAAGUUGGCCAAAGCCCAGGAGAAGCAUCAGAGCUGCGACGGCCCCAAGUCCAACCAGGCAUCUGACCGAGUCUUAAGGCCUAUGUGCUUUGUCAAACAACUGGACUAUCCUCAGUAUGGUUACAAGAACAAUGUUUCCACCAGCACGCCCCGCUCCAACCUGGCCAAGGAGCUGGAGAAGUACUCCAAGACCAGCUUCGACUACAGCGCCUUCGACGGCAGCAACAACCACCAAGUGUACGGGAAACGGGCCAUCGCACCCAAAGUUCACGGACAAAGAGACACCUCGCCCAAAGGAUAUGACGCCAAACGUUACUGCAAGAACUCGAGCUCGGCCAGCAGCACCACCAGCACCUACGCUCCCAGCAGCAGCAGCAGCAGCCUGAGCUGUGGAGGUGGAGGAGGGGGCAUGGGAGGAGGAGGCAGAGGAGGCGGGGGCAGCAGCGCCAGCAGCACCUGCAGCAAGAGCAGCUUCGACUACAGCCACGACAUGGAGGCUGCCCACAUGGCCGCCACGGCCAUCCUCAACCUGUCCACGCGCUGCAGAGAGAUGCCGCACGGAAUGGGAGGGAAACCGCAGGACCUGUGCUCACAGAGCCCGGGUCUAGAUGUUGAUGAGAACGGUACGUUGGACCUGAGUAUGAGCAAGCGUCUGUGCAGCGGCGGUGGGGACUCGGUGCUCACCCCUCUAGAGCCCAUGUCCCCCCAGAGGCAAGCCGCCCUGCUGGGCUCCCGCUGCUACGGCAUUGGGGACGCUGCCGACUGCUGGGACCUGCCUGUAGACUACACCAAGAUCAAACACAUAGACGAGGACGAGAAAGAGCCGGAUGACCUGGACCCGUUCCAUGACCUGCUGGACGACCCCUCCUACACCACAGAUGUUAACAUGCCCAGCCCCAAGCCCAAGUAUGUCCAGUGCAAAGAGAGUAAGAAGGACCUGAUAACUCUCUCAGGUUGUCCUUUAGCUGAUAAAAGUAUCCGCAGCAUGCUGGCCAACAACGCACAGGAGCUCAAGUGCCCGACACCAGGGUGCGAUGGUUCGGGACAUAUCACUGGCAACUACGCCUCUCACAGAAGUCUCUCAGGGUGUCCGCGGGCCAGGAAAAGUGGGAUAAAGAUCAUCCACAGUAAAGAGAACAAGGAGGACCAGGAGCCUAUCAGGUGUCCAGUUCCAGGUUGUGACGGUCAGGGACAUGUGACGGGGAAAUACGCGUCACACAGAAGUGCGUCAGGAUGUCCCAUCGCAGCAAAGAGACAAAAGGAUGGCUACCUGAAUGGCAUCCAGUUCACAUGGAAGUCUGGGAAAACAGAGGGCAUGUCAUGUCCCACACCGGGCUGCGACGGCUCGGGUCAUGUCAGCGGCAGCUUUCUGACACAUCGCAGUCUUUCUGGUUGUCCACGUGCCACCUCGGCCAUGAGGAAAGCCCGGCUCUCUGGAGUGGAGAUGCUCACGAUAAAGCAGCAACGAGCCAGCAACGGACUGGAGCAUGAUGAUGACAUCAAACAGCUGGAUGAAGAAAUCAAAGAUUUAAGUGAAUCAAAUUCACAAGUGGAAGCGGACAUGAUCAAACUCCGAACACAGAUCACAACAAUGGAGUCCAACCUGAAGUCCAUAGAGGAGGAAAACAAGGUGAUUGAACAGCAAAAUGAAUCUCUCCUGCAUGAGCUGGCCAACCUCAGCCAGUCACUGAUUAACAGUUUAGCUAAUGUCCAGCUCCCUCAUAUGAAAACACUGACUCACAAAGAGCCUCCCAUGAGGAACAACAGCUGCUUACAGAUGCACCAGCAAGACCCAAUCAGCGAGCAGAACUUUGAUGCCUACGUGACCACUCUAACAGACAUCUACACAAACCAAGACCAGUACCAGAGCCCAGAAAACAAAGCCCUGCUGGAGAACAUCAAACAAGCAGUUCAAGGGAUCCAAGUGUAACCGUGGAGCAGAGGGAGAUGCUUGUUCCCCGGCAGUGAGGGCGGUGCAUCAAAUCCUCAUACAAACACGCAGUGGUGGUUUGAUCUCCUCGGUUCGGCGCAGUAACUUAAAUAGUGUUAUAUAUUCUAAAUUCUGUUCUCUGAAAAAAGAGGUAUAAUGCUUAGAAAGACCUCAAAUCUUACUUUUCUUUCCUUCUUCUUUUUCUUUUUUUGGCCUUGCUUUGAGGAAGAACACAAAAGAAAAAACGGCAAAAUAGUUUUUGAGGACAUUCACAUUUUGUACGUUUUCAUAUGAGCUGACAUAGUGUCAUGUAAUGUUUCUAGCUGCUCAUGUAUGCACAUUUUUAGUGUAUAUUUCUGAACAGUAAGCUAAUGAUAACGGGACGCAAGUUCUUUUUAUUGCUUGACAAAGAAAGCAUUUUAGAGAAAAAACUGGACAGCGAAAACAACGACAAACCCAUUCAAGCAAGGAGGACGCUACUUCUUUUUCUCCUCGAUGGAUGAUUUUGGACUGGAUAAUUUUAGAUGUUUUUUUCUUCUUCUUCUUCUUCUCUUCUUCUUCUUCUUCAUCUUCUUGCGUGUAGAUUGUUCCAGAGCAAGAACUGGUUUGCAUAUCGCUUUAUUUUCUGACAAUGCUUGAGAUAAUGUUUGUGUUUAACGGAAAAAAAAAAAGACGUGUAGCUGUAGGUGGGGGCAUUUUUAAUUGGUGCUGUAAAUGAAUCCGGAGAGGAAACUGACCUGAUGUUUGUAUGAAUGUAUGUUCGAAGAGUUGCAUUGUAAACAUCAUUACACGGAAACCCGAUGGUGGAAAUCCCAUGAUCUAGGAGAGACAAUUGACUCCUAGAGGAACACAUCUGUGCACUGGAUGUUCACAUGCUUAUCCUUGGGCGUUUUCACACCUAGCCUGUUUGGUUUGGUUAAAUGGAAGUCUAGUAUUGUUGUAGCUGCUCUCGGUUGAACGACACCGACACUGCUUGAGAAGAUGGGUCCACUUGGUCUCAGACUUUUGAGCAGUUUGUUUUUAAAUAGAACAUGAACCAACCUUAAG